Molecule: messenger RNA, 759 nt
Organism: Tachyglossus aculeatus (Australian echidna)
Lineage: Eukaryota; Metazoa; Chordata; Mammalia; Monotremata; Tachyglossidae
Gene: GH1
Product: growth hormone 1
Exons: 6
Coding region: 1-759 (252 amino acids)
Biological process (GO): positive regulation of growth; animal organ development; positive regulation of tyrosine phosphorylation of STAT protein
Cellular component (GO): extracellular region
Molecular function (GO): growth hormone receptor binding; hormone activity
Source: RefSeq, a predicted model, not a curated record
AUGAGGACGCACAGUGAGGACCGUGUGGCCGGGAACGUGCAACCCAUCAAGAGACUGGACCAAGACCUCAGGACCCACCACGUCCCCGCUGCAGCAAUGGCUCCAGGUCCCUGCAUCCCCCCUGCGAUCUUGGCUGUGGCGUUGCUGCUGCUGGGCCUGCACUGGCCUCGGGAAGCAGCUGCGUUCCCCCCCAUGCCGCUGUCCAGCCUGUUCGCCAACGCAGUUCUGCGGGCUCAGCACCUCCACCAGUUGGCCGCCGACACCUACAAGGAGUUUGAGCGGGCGUACAUCCCUGAGAGCCAGAGGCAUGCCGCUCAGAGCUCCCAGGCAGCCGCCUUCUGCUUCUCGGAGACCAUCCCGGCCCCAACCGGCAAAGAUGAGGCCCAGCAGAGAUCAGACGUGGAACUGCUCCGCUUCUCGCUGCUGCUCAUCCAGUCGUGGCUCAGUCCCGUGCAGUUCCUCAGCCGCGUCUUCACCAACAGCCUGGCCUUCGGCACCUCCGACCGCGUCUACGAGAAGCUGCGUGACCUGGAGGAGGGUGUCCAGGCCCUGAUGCGGGAGCUGGAGGACGGGAGCCCCCGGGGGGGCCUGGUCCUACGGCCCACGUAUGACAAGUUUGACACGAACCUGCGCAGCGAAGACGCCCUGGCCAAGAACUAUGGGCUUCUGUCCUGCUUCAAGAAGGACCUGCACAAGGCAGAGACCUACCUGCGUGUCAUGAAGUGCCGGCGCUUCGUGGAAAGCGGCUGCACUCUCUGA